Messenger RNA from Triplophysa dalaica, 3689 nucleotides. RefSeq names its product dihydropyrimidinase like 4 (gene dpysl4). Gene Ontology annotation, cellular component: cytosol; cytoplasm. Lineage: Eukaryota; Metazoa; Chordata; Actinopteri; Cypriniformes; Nemacheilidae. The record is from RefSeq and is a predicted model, not a curated record. The transcript is spliced from 14 exons. Gene Ontology annotation, molecular function: hydrolase activity, acting on carbon-nitrogen (but not peptide) bonds, in cyclic amides. Bases 880 to 2604 code for a protein of 574 amino acids.
ACAGUCAAGCUCUACACUGUUAACCUUUGCUGUUGUUUUGCAGCAGGUUUGCCAGUAACUUGCUGUAGAUGUAAUUACUUUCUUAUAAUACUGUUUUCAAUUUGAGUUAAACUUUACUUUUACCAAAAUUAAAAUACUUUGACUUUUGAGAUUCAAAAUGAAGAGACUGGGUGACAUCCUUCCUAAGCAUUUUUGUCUUGUUUUUUAAUUAAAAUAUUUGAAACUUCUUAAUUUACGAUACAUUUACACAACAAGAAAGGUGACCUAAGAUAUUUAGUCUUGUUUCAUGAAAAAAAAUACAUAAGGUUAGGUAGGUAAGUUUGUUUAAAACAAAAUUGUAAAUCUAAAGUAACUUCCUGGCAAACCUGCUGCAAACUACAUCAAAGUUUUACAGUUUAUACUGUUAUUUGUAAAUCAUAUAUUUUUAUAUUAUCCAGUUUUUUAGAAAAGCGUCCACUUGUUUUCAAAAAACUUCGAAUUAACAACAAUAACUUUUUUAUCUCACAAAGAACUAGCAACACAGCCCUAAAAACAACAGUGACAAACAAAUCGAUAAGAAAUGUGUUACUUCCUGAGAUCUUUAUUUUAAAGAGCGUCUUUCUAUUCAGCCUCGCCCCAUCCAGCCUCCGUGAAUAGGCUUCAAACCAGCAGAUGGUAAGCGGACAAAGAGGGUGGGGGUUCCAGAGGGCUUUUGUCUACUUUGCCUAUCGAACCCCGAUACUAGGAAACUAAAUUACACCCCAGAAUAUUGACACCCGUCCACACCCGCCCGUGCUCUGCGCCUUUAUCCUGACGCUCCUUUAUAGUGACGAGCGCUGAGCGGCCGCGCAUCUCGCGUUUUCCCAUCUCGGAAAUCAAAGCUCUUCCCAAACCUCCGGCAUGUCUUUCCAAGGCAAGAAGAACAUCCCUCGUCUAACGGGUGAUAAACUCAUCAUUAAAGGUGGAAAAAUCGUAAAUGACGACCAGUCGUUUUAUGCCGAUAUUUACAUUGAAGAUGGGAUUAUUAAGCAGAUUGGAGAGAAUCUCAUCGUACCUGGAGGUGUGAAGACAGUGGAUGCAUACGGGCACAUUGUGAUUCCGGGUGGUAUCGAUGUGAACACAAGUCUCCAGGCCUCUCACAUGGGGAUGAGCCCGGCAGAUGAUUUCUAUCAAGGCACUCGUGCUGCUCUGGCUGGAGGAACCACCAUGAUCAUUGACCAUGUUGUGCCUGAACCGGGAACUACUUUAAUGUCCGCGUAUGAACAGUGGAGGGAUAUAGCAGACACGCGGUCUUGCUGUGAUUAUUCUCUGCACAUUGACAUCACACGCUGGCAUGAGGGUCUGUUUGAGGAGCUGGAGACUCUGGUCAAAGAUAAAGGUGUAAACUCUUUCCUUAUCUUCAUGGCUUACAAGGACCAGUAUCAGAGCUCUGAUACUCAGAUCUAUGAGAUGUUUAGUGCUAUGAGAGAGCUGGGGGCCAUCGCACAGGUUCAUGCUGAAAACGGUGACAUCGUUGAGGAGGAACAAAAGAAGGUUUUGGACCUGGGGAUCACUGGGCCAGAGGGACACGUCCUGAGCCAUCCAGAGGAGGUUGAAACUGAGGCUGUGUAUCGAGCGAUCACCAUUGCUAAACAGGCCAACUGUCCGCUCUACAUCACAAAGGUGAUGAGCAAACCAGCCGCAGAUGUCAUCGCCAAAGCCAGGAAAAAGGGUAUGGUCAUCUAUGGGGAACCAAUCACGGCCAGCCUCGGCACGGACGGAUCACACUAUUGGAGUAAUGACUGGGCCAAAGCUGCGGCGUUUGUGAUGUCCCCGCCCCUCAAUCCUGAUCCAAGCACUCCAGAUUACCUCAGUUCACUUUUAUCCUGUGGCGAUCUUCAGGUUACAGCCAGCGCUCACUGCACCUUCACUACCGCUCAGAAAGCCGUCGGGAAAGACAACUUCACCUUCAUCCCAGAGGGGACCAAUGGCAUCGAGGAGCGCAUGAGCAUCAUCUGGGAAAAAGCUGUGGCGACAGGUAAAAUGGACGAGAACGACUUUGUCGCGGUAACCAGCACCAAUGCUGCGAAAAUCUUCAACGUGUACCCACGCAAGGGCCGAAUCGCUCCGGGAUCGGAUGCUGAUCUUGUUAUCUGGAACACCAAGGAGACUAAAACCAUCUCUGCCAAAUCUCACAACCUCAAUGUGGAGGUGAAUAUCUUUGAGGAAAUGGAGUGCCGUGGCUUCCCUGUUAUAGUCAUCAGUCAGGGCAGGAUUGUUCUUGAAGAUGAAAAACUCAAUGUGACAGAGGGUUCGGGGCGUUUCAUCCCCAGGAAAGCCUUUCCAGACUUCGUCUACAAGAGAAUCAAAGCCAGAGGCAGGAUGGCCGAUGCUCGCGGCGUUCCUAGAGGAAACUAUGACGGCCCGGUUCAUGAUGUCAUCAGCAUGACUAAAUCUGUGCCAGCCACACCGACCACUAGAGGACCCUCCUGUCCAGGAAAAACUCCACUUGGGCCAGCCAGAAACUUACACCAGUCUGGAUUCACCCUGUCUGGCACUCAAAUGGACGACCACAUUCCCAGGCGCAACUCUCAGAGGAUUGUAGCGCCACCUGGAGGCCGUUCCAAUAUCACAUCCCUCUCUUGAGCUGUGUGUGCACCCAGGGAUCUGAGCCACGUAUAGCAGAAGUUCCUCUUCCCUCACCUUCCGAUUUUAUAACAUCUAUACCAUGCAAAUAUUUAUUCCAAUAAAUCCAUAAACGCUCCAUGACCUCCAGUAUGCAGCACUACAGCUUGUCAUGAAUUCAUAAUCUUUCUGUGUAUCUGCCUCUGUUGUUAUCUGAUCAGACUCACUCAUAAUGUAGCAUGCUCCUUUGAUCAGAUCAGACGUCGUUCUGCUUUAGCAUAGCAUCGAUGGCAUAAAGACGGCUAGUGAUUGUUGUGUUUGUGAACUGAAUGCAUCUCAUUCACUGCCUUUAAACCUGCGCUUAUUUUCUCCUCCAGCAUAGAUUUUAAGUAAAAAAAAUAUGUGAUUUCUCGCCACUAGCAGCAUCAGAUGAGAUAAAGCCAAUAAGGAAGCAACAUUGAGAUGUACUGUACUGCUUUAAAUUCUCGGUUGUUUGUUGCCAUUAGUGAUGCAGAAGUGACCUGUGUGGCUCUUAGGUGCCGUAAUCUGUUAAUGUGCUUAAAAGGAAAAUUAAAAACGACCUACUGAUGGUCUUAGUGCUAGAGUUCUAUAAGAAAACUGUCCAUGAUGGAUCCCUGUGAAUAGAGCAAAAUAUGUAUUGUAGACUAAUGCUUAUAGCCACAUCUAUGAUUUACAGAUUUUGCAAAGAAAAGUGUCAUUGUGCAAACGCUCAUCACACAGAUACUGUGAACAGCAAUACAUUUUUGUAAGUUUCUACAACAAAACAAUUGGUGCUCUCGAUCUUGAAGUGCAGAAGUCACUUUUUGUACCCAGACAAAACUUUUGAUUUGUUUUGAGGUGAAACCUUGUUUAUAUUUCUGUAAUGCAAUACAUUACAAAGAGUCUUUUGUAGUCCUUUGAAUGUGUGCUGGGAAAUACGUAGUAGAUGUUAUUUUCGUGAGAUAUCUCGAGGCCUGUCGACGGCGCUCAGAUGAGAGAAAAUGACCUGUGGUUUGUCUUUUGUACCUACUUGUUUAUUUGUGUAAAUAUUUUUCGGUUUGUUUUUCAUAUUUUGUGCAUGAUGUGCAUGUCCUCAAUACAAAAUA